Messenger RNA from Oncorhynchus keta (chum salmon), 3840 nucleotides. RefSeq lists its product as uncharacterized. The transcript has 13 exons. Bases 351 to 1595 code for a protein of 414 amino acids. NCBI's taxonomy places the organism in Eukaryota, Metazoa, Chordata, Actinopteri, Salmoniformes, Salmonidae. The record is from RefSeq and is a predicted model, not a curated record.
UGUAUUAUCAUUGCUAUUCGGGAUGCUUGGGACGUCCGAACGCUGACGUUACACCAUUAAAGUUUACAUUUUAAAUGGUUAUGAUACUUCUUUUUAAAGAUCAAUGUUAAGAAAUCAUGUCAGUACAAUUUCUGGUAAAGGACACCGAUAAUUUGCUGUUUUUGACGUCCAACUCAUCCUUCUUACAGUCAUUGCAUUAAAAAUACAUCUAAACCCUGUGACGGUUUCGUAUGGCCUGUCUGAUCUUGGCAGCGUGAUAAAGUUCGAUAUUAAACAGCAGCAGGUCAGAGCAGCUGGGAUCAAAUCCUAUUUUCCUACAGCAGCAUCAGUGUGACAGUACAAGUACAAGUAUGAGUCAGGCAAGGACAAUGAGUUUGGAAGAGCAAAUCAGGAGCCUCUCACCAGUUGCAGCACAUGCCCUGGCAAUUGCUGAAAUUACAGAUGACAUUGACAUUCAAGAGUUAACAAGAGCAGAUCUGAACGAACUUCUGCCAGGCCUUCAACAUUUAAAACUUAGAAAGAAGAUCAGUGAACUUAUAAAUACAUCUAAACAGAACACAGCUAAACCUAUUACUUUAGUUCUUAACAAGCUAAGGGAAUUCCUUCCGGUUGAUGUCAUGGAGAAUGCACUUGUUCCCGGGGGAGUGUUACAUGGCUACUUCCCUAUUCUUAGAGAUUUGGAGAAGCAGCUGGCCGAAGUCCUCUACUUCAUUCAGGCACACGUUGGUUUGCUCGAGAGCUACAUUGGAGAAGAGUCCAUGGAGGCUCAGAGCAGUGCUGCAUCUCCAUCAGUUGACUCUGCUACAGCAGGAAACCAGCCACCAAAUGUUGAGGUCCAGAAAACAUCUGUUAAUCGCACCUCAGGAUCAUCAGCCUUAUGUGCCGCUGACAGCCAGCCCAAACAAUGCAGAACAGAAGUGUCUGGUGCGCCGAACAGACCCACCUUCAAAGAAACUCAAGAUGAGACCUCAAUGUCACACUCUCAUACUUCCGGAGCAGCUGGUGCUGACACCCAUUUUCAAAAAAGUAUAACGGAUCCUUCUCAAAUUUCCACUGGUCGUGGGCUGCCCGAGCCACGAUGCAAACAAGAUGAAUCAAGGUCUGCAGACCAUCUAGGAGCAGGAGAUAAGAUGUCCUCAUCUUGGUGGCAUUUUAGAACUGAACCUCUAAAUAAGAAACAAGCAGUUAAAGUCCAUUCACAAGUAUGUGGAAAAACCCUGAACGCUCACCUUGCACUCAUGAAACAAGUGGAUGGUCUGGCAGUAGGACUAAAGCGAGAGGAGACCAGACCAGAAGACUGCCAAGUCAUAAUAGCCUUCUGUCCUAUUACAUCUCGUGUGGGAACAGACAUUGAUGCCGCCAUGAGCAAUGUUAAAAGUAACAAAGAUGUCAUUCUAGUGGUGAUGCACCAUACUUUUGAUCACUGCUUCGUCACAAGCCAGAGAUCUGCAUCUCACUACAUAAACGUAGUGGAGGAAGUUCAUGUUCUCUUCCAUGACUCUAGGGGACUUCUGCCUUGUGAAACAAAUGAUAAAGCAGUGACUCUCAUACACAAGGCCUUACAGAAAUACAGCAGCACUACUUACAAACGUUAAGUGUCCCCUGGUGGCAACAAAGUAGUGUCUGAAGUUUAACACGCAAACAUGAUUUAAAAACCUCAUUCUACCAUUCAAGGCGUUGGUCAUUCAUUCUAGUUCAGAAUAAAGCAUGUCAAUCUGUGUAGUCAACCAAAUGAAUGACUGUUGAUACUCAAGCAGGACUAAAUUAGAUGUCUCACUGUAGAACAGCUGGUGUACGAGAAUCUUUGCAGUGGCUGACCUCCAGGCAUGCCCUCUUAACACUACCAAUCAUGCGGGAUGCCUCGUGUGAAUUUCAGCUUUUCCUUCUUUUGGUAUUAGAAGCAUGUAAUGUUGUUGGAUGUACUUUUAACAAAUGCUUGUCUAUGUCACUACUCAAAUCACAAGAGAUUGAAAAGUUGUAACUACAGUAUCAUUAUAUGAUAUUUAUUUUGCUUACAGAUGUCCUAAUCUAUGAAAAUAAUUCAGAACAAGUAAGAAAGUGUUACAUGAAAUAUUGAAUAACUUAGUAAGAAUGACAUUGUGUUUUUUUCCCCCCAAACUGUGAUCAACAGUAUAUUCAGAUCCCUUGACUUUUUCCACAUUUUGUUACAGCCUUAUUCUAAAAUGGAUUAAUCUACACAAUACAAAAAAUGUAUUCAAUAAUGGAUUAUAUCACAUUUACAUAAGUACUCAGACCCUUUCCUCAGUACUUUGUUGAAGCACCUUUGGCAGCAAUUACAGCCGAGUCUUCUUGGGUAUGUAUGACGCCACAAGCUUGGCACACCUGUAUUUGGGGAGUUUCUCCCAUUCUUCUCUGCAGAUCCUCACUCUCUGGUUGGAUGACGAACGUUGCGGCACAGCUAUUUUCAGGUCUUUCCAGAGAUGUUAGAUUGGAUUCAAGUCUUGGCUCUGGCUGGGCCACUCAGGACAUUCAGAGACUUGUCCCAAAGCCACUCCUGUGUUUUUUUUUAUUUUUUACCUUUAUUUAACCAGGCAAGUCAGUUAACACAUUCUUAUUUUCAAUGACGGCCUGGGAACAGUGGGUUAACUGCCUGUUCAGGGGCAGAACGACAUUUUGUACCUUGUCAGCUCGGGGGUUUGAACUCACAACCUUGCGGUUACUAGUCCGACGCUCUAACCACUAGGCUACGCUGCCGCGUGUUGUCUUGGCUGUGCUCUUAGAGUUGUUGUCCUUUUGGAAGGUUUGCCACAGUCAGGCCCUGAGCACUCUGGAGCAGGUUUUCAUCAAGGAUCUCUCUGUACUUUGCUCUGUUCAUCUUUCCCUCGAUCCUGACUAGUCUCCCAGUCCCUGCCACUGAAAAACAUCCCCACAGCAUGAUGCUGCCACCACCAUGCUUCACUUUAGGGAUGGUGCCAGGUUUCUUCCAGAUGUGAUGCUUAGCAUUCAGGCCAAAGUGUUCACUCUUGGUUUCUACAGACCAGAGAAUCUUGUUUCUUAUGGUCAGAGUCCUUUAGGUGCCUUUUGGCAAACCUCAAGCAGGCUCUCAUGUGGGCUGCCUUUUACUGAGGAGUGGCUUCCAUCUGGCCACUCUACCAUAAAGGCCUGAUUGGUGGAGUGCUGCCGAAAUGGUUGUCCUUCUGGAAGGUUUUCCACCUCCACAGAGAAACUCUGGAGCUCUGUCAGUGAAAAAUCGGUUCUUGGUCACCUCCCUGACCAAGGCCCUUCUCUCCCGAUUGCUCAGUUUGGCCGGGUGGCUCUAGGGUCUUGGUGGUUCCAAACGUCUUCCAUUUAUGAGUGUUGGAGACCACUGUGUUCUUGGGGACCGUUAGUGCUGCAGACAUUUUUCGAUACCCUUCCCCAGAUCUGUGCCUUGACACAAUUCUGCCUCAGAGCGCUACAGAGAAUUCUUUUGACCUCAUUGUCUUGGCUUUUUGUCAUGCACUGUCAACUGUGGGACCUUUUUAUAUAGACAGAUGCCUUCCCAAAUCAUGUCCAAUCAAUUACAUUUACCACAGGUGGACUCAAGUUGUAGAAACAUCAAGGAUGAUCAAUGGAAACAGGAUGCACCAGAGCUCAAUUUCAAGUCUCAUAGCAAUGGGUCUGAAUACUUAUGUAAAUAAUGUUUUUUAUUUUUAAUACAUUUGCAAAAAAAUUCAACCACCUGUUUUCGCUUUGUCAUUAUGGGAGAUUUUGAAAUGUUUUAUUUAAUCCAUUUUAAAAAGUCAAGUGGAUGAAUACUUUCCCAAUGAAUCAUUCAUUUGUGUUUCAUGAGGAAUUUCUCUGUAGAUUGACUUAAAGCUAAAUAAAAUGUAAGUUGCU